UCCCCGCGAAACUGCUCCACGUUGUGUUGGCUGUCGGUCGGUCGCACGCGACAAACAUUGCAUGUCAGCCAUCGUUGCCAAUCAAACGCUGAUCCGGCGGUUUUUUUGCGCGUCGCUGAUUGGUUGAUUUAACGAUGGAGGCGGGCGCAUCCUCCGCUGUCCCCCGGCCGGGCUGCGGUGACUCUGGUGUUUCACCGUGAGCAGCAGCAGCUGAUGGGACAGAGGAGGCGCUCACCUGGAGCAGGACUGUCUUCUACAGUGUACCUGAGACUGUGAUUAUGAAGAGUCUGAAGGCGAAGUUUAAAAAGAAUGAGAGUCAGGACUGGAGUAAGAGUGAUGAGAGGCUCCUGCAGGCUGUGGAGCAGAAUGAACCGGACAAAGUCUCUGCUCUCAUCGUCAAAAAGGGUCUCUGUCCCACCAAGAUGGAUGCGGAGGGCAAGUCAGCUUUCCACCUCUGUGCAUCCCGAGGCCGACUAGAGUGUCUGGAGGUAAUCAUCUCUCACGGAGCGGAUCUCAACGUCCUUGAUGGCGCUGGCUGCAGCGCCCUCCACCUCGCUGCCAAACAUGGUCAGUCAGAGUGUUUAAAGAGACUCUUGCAGGAGAGAUUGGCAGUAGAUUGCACUGACAGCAUUGGCAGGACACCACUUCAUCACGCAGCAGUCAGUGGCUGCUUGUCCUGCACCGAGACCCUGUGGGACUUUAAAGCCAAUCUGGAUGUCCAGGACAGUGACGGAGCCACCCCUCUGAUCUUAGCAGCCCAGAUGAGCAGAGUGGAGCUUUGUGUGUUCCUGUUGGGACGAGAUGCCAAUGCAAACAUUCAGGACAACCAGGGAAGAUCUGCGUUAAUGCUGGCCUGUGAGAGUGACAGUGUUGAAACUGUAGAGGCCCUGCUGAGAGGCGGGGCCAACACACAGCUGGUCGACGUCUUUGGACACACAGCCACCGACUACAGCGUGACCACAGGAAACCAGCGUAUCUUACAGAUGUUGCAGGAUGGAGUACCACCAGCUUCUGAGGGCGCGGGCGAGGAGCCCCCCCAAGUCCCCUCAGGCGCCUCAUCAGUGCAUGGGGGGACUACCCCCCGCAAACGGAAAGCUCCUCCACCCCCCCGCUCUCCUCUCCAGAUGCAGGGUUUGCCACCUUCUCCACAGCCCCGGAGUCCUGCUCCCCCUGGCCCACCCCCUUCUCCCCAACCUCCAGAAACGCAGCAAUCGGCCCAGUCAGAAGACGAGGAGGUGUUUGAGGAGAUUCGACGGCUCCGUCUGGAGAGAGGCCGCCUGCUCCAGAAGAUCAAAGCCUUGGAGCAGCAGCAGCAGAGUGCCAUCUCUGCCUUGGGAGAGUUGUCCCAACUGAAGCAGCGUCUGAAGGAGGCUGAGGCACAGAGGGACAACCUGCUAGAGGAGCUAAACGGAGGCCAUGGUAUAGGGGCCAGUGAGGACAUGGACGAAAUGCUGGACUUCCCAGAGAAGCUGCUCUCCAAGCGCUCCAGAGCCUCCCCUGCUCAGGGCGAGGACACUGACUCAGCCAGUCCCUCUCCUGCCCCUGCAGACCCAGGAACUGUUGCUGAGCUGCAAACACAAAUAGAGGAACUGACCUUGCAGAACUCCGAACUUGUUCUCAAAGUACAGAUGCUGGAGAUGUUUGAGAAGGACGACACAGACAUGCAGACCUCCUGCCCGGACUCCGUGCCCUUAGCUCAGUAUGAGACCCUGAGGAAGGAGUUUGAAGCCCUGCAGGAGCGCUUGUCUCGGGCCCAGGCUUCAGACGGGACCUCCAGCGUGGCGGAGGAGUGUGGUGAUGACAAAUCUCAGACAGGAGGAAAUGCAAAUGCAGAGAGUACAGAGGCUUUGAAGGAGAAGCUGCGUCGGUUGGAGGAGCAGUUGGCCUCCUCCCAGUUUGAGCUGCAGGAGCUGAAGGAGCAGAUGCGUCUUGGGGUGCUUUCUGUGGAUUGUGGUGAGGGGGACUCUGUCGUGACAGGUGCUGGGACUGAAAGCGGUUCUGGGGCUGCAGGGGAGGGUCUGAGUAAAGAGGCACAGCAGCUGAGAGCCAGGGUGACGGAGCUGGAGGAGGAGCUUGCUGAGACACAGGGCCAGGAAGGGGGUCAGAGAAGCCAGGACAGUAACACAAUCAAACAGCUGACAGAGAAAGUAGAGAAACUGCAGGCUGCUCUGGCCCAGAGAGAGUCUGUGAAAGAAGAGGGGGAGAGAGACGGCAAAAGUCAAGAGACUGAAACAGAGAAGUGCCUUGGUGACAAAGUGGCUGAGUUGGAGGCAGCCCUGGCAGAGAGCAGGCUAUCGGGGAAAGAGGGAGGGGCAACGAGAGAUGGAGAUCAGGUCCGUCGUCUCCAGGAGCGAUUGGGAGAGCUAGAGGGGCAGCUGAGGAAGUGUGUGCCGCGCACGGAGCUGGAGGAGGUGCAGGUGACUCUGGGGCUCCAGUGUGAGCAGCUGGCCAGGGAGAGGGCAGAAGUGGCCAGAAGGCUCAACGAUGCCCUUCUGGACCUGGAGAGACUCAGGCCUCCUCCACGUGGCCUUGAUGAGGAAGAGGAAGAAGAGGAGGAGCGCUCAGAGAGCUCAGAGCACUCCAGACGUAGCUUGACAGCAGUGAGGGAAGAGCUGGACGUGGCGAGACAGGAAGCGGCCCAGGCUCUGGAUUGUCUGUGUGCAGAGCGAGAGGGCAGGGCACAGGACGCCCUGCAGCUGAAAGACGCAGUGCCGCUCUCAAAGCACAGGGAGGCGCUGUCGGCAGUGUCGGAACAGCUAGCUCAGACGCUGCAGGAGCUGCAGGAGGAGAAGACCCUCCGUGGCAAGGCAGAGGAGCAGGCUGCCACACUGGAGGCCAAAUUGCAGCCCAUGCAGGAUGCCGUACCCAGAGAGGAGUAUGAGAGAGUCAAGGCAGAGCUCCAGCGCUCCCUGCAGGCCAAAGAGAGCAGUGCAGCAGCAGCACAGGACGCGCUGACCGAGAAAGAGAUGGAGCUGAGGGAACUGAAGUCCCAGAAGGCCGCAGAGCAGGAUCUGAUCUCGAAGGAGGAUCACGAGGCCCUGCGGCUCUCUUUGCAGGCUGAGAUCAACGCCCUCACGGCUCGUUUCAACGAUCUAACCCGCAAACAUGAGAAGACCUGCACGGAGGUGUUCCAGGUGCAGAGAGAGGCUCUCUUCAACAAGAGUGAGCGGCAGGUUGCGGAGUCCCAGCUGGCCACAGUGCAGCAGCAGCUUGCUGAGCUACAGGCGCAGUCCAACCACAUCCAGGAGCUCCACAAGGACAUCCAGGAUUCCCAGGGCCUGGUCAAGGAGAAGGACCGCAAGAUAACAGAACUGUCCAAGGAGGUUUUCCGCCUAAAGGAGGCCCUGGGAGCCCUCUCACCUCCUCUCGGCAUCACAUCCUCCUCCUCCUCCACCCAUCCUGGUAACCCCGGGCAGCAGGUGGCACUGCAGAACAGAAUCUCCAUACUCACACAGCAGCUCCAGGAUUGGGAGAGAAAGCAUAAACAUGUGGUGGCUAUAUACCGCUCCCAUUUACUGGCAGCUGUUCAGGGAAGAAUGGAUGAAGAGGUGCAGGGUCUGCUACUCCAAAUCCUGAGGAUGACACAACAUUGAAAGCUUACAACAUAUGCAAGUCUAAUCUACACAUCCAGUGGUUCCACAGGUCGGGAUGAAGCAGCUCCAGUACAGAAACCUGUGGGACAAAUACAACUGACCUGUGGUCAGACUUGACUAUGAUCAGUAGCUGCAUGCGUACAUUACAGUUAACUAAUCAACAGAGGACUGACUGAUAACCAAGCAGAACUGUUGAGCAUGUUCAUUACAGGUUGGUGGCAGGAAGUGAAUGUGGAUGCAGAGUGGUUAUUUAGAAGAUAGAGUCAGGUGAAAUGAUUGUGUGACAAACUGACAGAUUUUUAUACAAUAUUGUUGUAAUAAAAAAGAAAAACAUA
Messenger RNA from Scophthalmus maximus (turbot), 3928 nucleotides. RefSeq names its product ankyrin repeat domain 24 (gene ankrd24). The transcript has 23 exons. Gene Ontology annotation, molecular function: actin binding. Bases 279 to 3593 code for a protein of 1104 amino acids. NCBI's taxonomy places the organism in Eukaryota, Metazoa, Chordata, Actinopteri, Pleuronectiformes, Scophthalmidae. The record is from RefSeq and is a predicted model, not a curated record.